AUGAAUGAUCCGCUCCGCCCCGGCCUUCAGCCGAUAUCUCAUCUUAAGGUUGGGCCGACAACUUCCAGCUCCAGAUCCACCGCGCUGCCUUCCCCGACGGCGCUUCAGCCUCCUUUGCGUCCUUCCUCCCGACACCGUACACAAAGAGAUUCUGGCAAGGAUGACCCGGACUCUGCCAGUGACAAGGCAACCACUGCUCUGAUCCGACGCGUCCUGUGCCCCCAGGCAAGCAUCUACGGGGCAUCUUCCCCACAGCUUCCGGAAGAGCUGUUACCUCCCCUCACGAGCUCCAAUGACGUUGAUCGUCAACUCUACGCUCUUCUCGCCACCAUAAUAAAAGAAUUUAUAUACUCGUGGUACUCUAAGAUUACCCCUGACCAGGCUCUUGUGAAUGAAGUUCUACAAGUAAUCGCGCAUUGCACGCGUGCACUCGAACAGAGGCUGCGUCAAAUCGACGUUGCACAACUAGCCCUGGACGAGAUCCCUGGCCUGGUGGAGGCACAUGUACUCUCGUACAGACUUGCCAGGCAACGGUCACAUCUUUCUGGCCUACCGACGUCGUACCGUACGCUCUAUCAUGAGCUAAAUCCACACCCUGGUCUUUCUCCGGUACCUGAUCCAGGAGAUCCGGAUACAAUCGCAGAGCAGAUAGAGAACGAAGCGGUCUAUCGACGACUGCUCGCCAACGGAAUCCUAGCGGUGCUUCUUCCAACGGAAGAUCUCGAGAACGACAUUCUCCGAGCGCUACUAGUUGAUAUUAUAUCAGAUCUGAUCUUAGGAAAUCAAGUCAGUGGUAGGAUAUGCGAAGGAUGGUUCAUUUGGGAAACUAUAGGCAAACUCGCCGCUCUAGUGGGACACAGUCAAACUCAAGAUGACACAAAAUCCGCCCCGGAAUCUCGAUUAGAGAAAUUUGGUUUGCUUUCAACCAGUGAUGAACUCCCAGACCAGCAGUCGGCCCCGUUCUUGGCCACAGCUUGGAUAUGGGACCUUCUGCAAAUGAUUUAUCUUGGUUACGUCGUCUUGCGUUUCAUUAUGACAGGAUUGUUUCGUGUCGCAUCGAGUCCAGGCCCUUCUUCGCACGGUGUCGGUGUUUCACCUGCAUUACCCAACAGCCAGAAUAGCGAGGGUAUGGAGUCGUCAGAUGGCAUCACAAGUAGGCGCCCGGUUCUCGACUAUCGGAUGUACUCCAUGGUUUCCCAGAUACUGGGAAUGUCAUGGAGAAUGCCAUGGCUGAGUGGCUUGCUCGCUCUAUUCCAACACCUUAUUUUGGCAGGCCCAGGCAGGAUCGGUGCUACGGACGGAAUUUUUGAUAGGUGA
This is a messenger RNA of Penicillium digitatum Pd1, 1317 nucleotides long. Its product is annotated as PXA domain-containing protein. Gene Ontology annotation, molecular function: phosphatidylinositol binding. NCBI's taxonomy places the organism in Eukaryota, Fungi, Ascomycota, Eurotiomycetes, Eurotiales, Aspergillaceae. Gene Ontology annotation, cellular component: extrinsic component of endosome membrane; early endosome; late endosome. The record is from RefSeq and is a predicted model, not a curated record. Gene Ontology annotation, biological process: endosome to lysosome transport; protein targeting to lysosome; early endosome to late endosome transport.